AGAGAGAAAUAGAUCAGAGGAGGAGGUAAUUAGCCAAAAGUUAUUGAAUAAAAGAAAAGGACAAAGCCCAUCACAUGACCCGAAACCCCAUAUCCUUCAUAUCAUGGGUCCCUAGCUAGCUAUGUAUAACAGUUUCUUCUUCUUCUUCUUCUUCUCCCUCAGUCCCCUCCUCUUGCUCCCUCCUUUCUUCUCAAGAAGAAAAACCCAAGACGGAUAUGUUUUUCUGCUUUCUAAUUCUCACUUCUGAAGAACAUCUAGCUCAGCUUCAUCAAUGGAGGUAAUUAAUGAUCAGCUACUGGAUUGAGCAGCAGAAUUAAAGAAACAGCCAUCAAGUCCUUGCAUGAUGAUAUCUUUUCUCUUAUCCGGCUUGGUCGAUCAACAGCACCAAACAACUACAACUUCACCUUCCUUGUGAUGUUUAGGGUUUGAGUGAAAGAAGAGCCACCGGCCCUUUUACAGUGGGACUGACUACGCUAGAUAGAUCGAGCUUCUUGUUAUUUGUUGGCUCUCUCAGAGAUCUAGCUAAGCAAUUAACUGGGUAGUUUGCUCCAGAUCCAGGAAUUGAUAUACAGUUCGGCUGAAAUUGGAGGUGGGUCAUGGAGUACUAUGUGAAAGGAGAUAAAAAAGGGUACUCAGAGAAAGAAGAAGAUCAAGAAGAGGAAGAAGAAGACAAGAACCACAUCAUUAACAGUAAGUACUUAUCUCCUUCUUACAAUUAUGGAUCAUCAUCAUCCUCCCAAACCGCAGAAGCUAUAAACUUCAUGGACUUGUCAAUAAGAAGUGCGAAAGACGAUGAUAACAGCAACAAGAACGAUUGGCCACCAAACAGUGAGCGAGAGCACAUGUUCGACAAAGUAGUUACCCCAAGCGAUGUGGGCAAGCUCAACCGUCUAGUAAUCCCAAAACAACAUGCCGAGAAGUACUUCCCGCUCGAUUCGUCCGCCAAUGAGAAGGGUCUGUUACUUAACUUCCAGGACCGGACAGGGAAGCCAUGGCGGUUCAGAUACUCUUACUGGAACAGUAGCCAGAGCUAUGUGAUGACCAAAGGCUGGAGCCGGUUUGUCAAGGACAAGAAGCUUGAUGCCGGUGACAUUGUGUCCUUCGAGAGGAGUGUAAGCGACUCAAAUGUCUUGUACAUUGACUGGAGACGCCGCCCUCCGCCUCCCCUACCGCCUAAUCAAGCCUCUUACUGGGGAGGCGGAGGGCGGUUCUACUCGCUGCAGCGGACUCCAUCAAUGUCAAUGCCGCUUCGGCAUCACGAGCAAUUUCAUUACAACAUUCACCAUCCAUACCAUCACCAGUAUCAGUAUCAUCAGAUGAACCCUUACCAAUUGCAGCAGCAGCAUCACCAGCAUCAACAGUACUACCACCAGAGCGGAAUUAGUCCCGCAGUGGUGAUUGAUUCAGUGCCAUUGGUCCAACAUCACCCCCAUCACCAUGUUAAAACAAUGAGUCCCACUACUAAUAAGCGGCUUAGGCUGUUUGGUGUGAACAUGGAGUGCAGUCCAAUGCAAGAAGAUGAACCAGAACAAUGUCAGAUAUUGUCUUCCACAGUGGCUUCGCUCUCUCCACAUCAACAUCAUCAUCAUCAUCACCUUCCUUCUUCUUCGCUUUCUCAACCUCUGGAGUUAAGGCUGCCCAAUUAUGCUGCCCCACUGCCCGGUGCAGCUGAUCAGCUGCUUUCUGAAAAGGGAAAAUCUACUUCCUUGUCGUUUUAUUUGGAUCCCUAACCUGCAUUUGAUGAGGCUUAAUUCAG
Molecule: messenger RNA, 1756 nt
Organism: Fragaria vesca subsp. vesca
Lineage: Eukaryota; Viridiplantae; Streptophyta; Magnoliopsida; Rosales; Rosaceae
Product: B3 domain-containing transcription factor NGA1-like
Exons: 2
Coding region: 597-1730 (377 amino acids)
Molecular function (GO): DNA binding; DNA-binding transcription factor activity
Source: RefSeq, a predicted model, not a curated record